This is a messenger RNA of Hemicordylus capensis (graceful crag lizard), 1961 nucleotides long. RefSeq names its product leucine aminopeptidase 3 (gene LAP3). Bases 89 to 1600 code for a protein of 503 amino acids. Gene Ontology annotation, cellular component: cytoplasm. Lineage: Eukaryota; Metazoa; Chordata; Lepidosauria; Squamata; Cordylidae. Gene Ontology annotation, molecular function: manganese ion binding; metalloaminopeptidase activity. The record is from RefSeq and is a predicted model, not a curated record. The transcript is spliced from 13 exons. Gene Ontology annotation, biological process: proteolysis.
GUGCUGGGAGGAGGCAGGACAAACCCUCCCUUGUUAUAAAGCCACCUCAGUUGGCUGCAGAGAGAGUGCUUAGCACGGGCAACUAUUCAUGGAGACAAAAAGUUGUCCGGUAAGGUGUCAUGCCGGCAAAAACAAGGGCCUCGUCCUAGGGGUCUUUGCCAAUGAGAAAGAAGAGGGUGCUCCUCAGUUUACCGAUGCAGGAGAUGCUUUUGACAAACACACAGUUGGGGAGCUCAGGAAGUUGCUGGCCAUUUCAGGGCCUCCGCUGAAGAAAGGGAAGACACGCAUAUUUUAUGGCUUGCAUGAGGACUUUUCCAGUGUAGUAGUCGUUGGCCUGGGUAAGAAGAAAGCAGGAGUGAAUACUCAAGAAAAUUGGGAUGAAGACAAGGAAGCCAUAAGAGCAGCUGUUGCAGCUGGAUGCAGACAGCUUCAGGACCUGGAGGUUCCUCAUGUGGAAGUUGACCCUUGUGGAGAUGCUCAGGCUGCAGCAGAAGGAGCCAUCCUUGGACUCUAUGAAUAUGAUGAUCUUAAGCAGAAAAAGAAACCAGAGGUUGACGUUCAGCUACAUGGAAGUGAUGGGAUCAAGGCCUGGGAGAAAGGCAUUAUCUAUGCAAAGGGUCAAAAUUUGGCCCGAUCCCUGAUGGAGGGUCCAGCCAAUGUUAUCACACCAACCAGAUUUGCUGCAAUUAUUAAAGAGAAACUCCAAAGUGUCAGUUCCAAUGUGACAGUCCAUGUCAGGGAUAAGUCCUGGAUCGAAAACGAAGAGAUGAGAUCAUUCUUGAGUGUUGCGAAAGGCUCCGAAGAACCUCCAGUCUUUUUGGAGAUUCACUAUGAAGGCAGCGGUGUUCCCAAUGAACGUCCACUGGUAUUUGUUGGGAAAGGAAUUACUUUUGAUAGUGGUGGCAUUUCCAUUAAGCCUUCUGCCAACAUGGAUAGCAUGAGGGCUGAUAUGGGAGGAGCAGCCACCAUCUGUUCAGCUAUCGUGACAGCUGCAGCACUAAGCCUACCCAUCAAAAUAAUUGGACUGGCACCCCUUUGUGAAAACCUGCCCAGUGGGAAGGCAAAUAAGCCUGGAGAUGUGGUGAAGGCCAGGAAUGGGAAGACCAUCCAGAUUGACAACACCGAUGCAGAGGGGAGGUUGGUGUUGGCUGAUGCUCUUUGCUACGCACACACUUUUAAUCCAAGGGCCAUUGUAGAUGCGGCAACAUUAACAGGUGCCAUGGUGGUAGCUCUAGGAUCUGCAGCUACUGGAGUUUUUACCAAUUCAGAUCAAUUGUGGAAUCAUCUGUUUCGGGCUAGUAUUGUGACAGGGGACCGUGUAUGGAGAAUGCCUCUCUUUGAACAUUACACAAAACAGGUUACUGACUGUCAGCUUGCAGACCUCAACAACAUUGGGAAAACCAGAGAUGGAGGUGCUUGCACAGCAGCUGCAUUCCUGAGAGAAUUUGUGACUGCCCCUCACUGGGCUCACUUAGAUAUUGCUGGUGUGAUGGGAAAUCAAGAUGAGGUGCCAUACCUUCGUAAAGGCAUGGCAGGGCGGCCUACACGGACUCUAGUAGAGUUUGCUACUCUGUUGAGCCAAGACAAAGAAGGCAUCUAGAGUGUGGCUAGUUCUGUAAUUGUGGCACCUCCAGCCUUAAAAUCGCUUUCAGUUCAUUUUCAGAUUGUCUCAGCAAUGACCUGAUGUCCCCAUAAAUAAUAAAAUAUAUAGAAAUGCCAAAAUGAAGAAAAUAUCCACAACAGAAUGAUUUUUUGGGCAUAUUUAGAAAUCCUACAAUGAUGAAUCAGUUUUGUAAAUUCUUACUGAGCAAGGAUUUCUUCUUUCCUUUUUAUUUAAUAGAACAUACAGAAUUGUGUUUAUACAUUUAAUUGUGAAGGGAUGAUCACUUUAAACAAUCAGGCUUUGUAACUCAGAUCUAAUAGAAGAUUGCCACAAGCAAUAAAUAUAAUUUUGAAAACUU